AUGAGCGCUCAGCUGGCCCGGCCGCUGCGCCAGCGCCACGCCGACGCGGGGCGUCCCUGGCGCGCCGCAGGCGCUGCGCUGGACCCGGACCUUCCAGGCAAGAAGCCGAUCUCGUUGGACACCCAGGCCGAAAGCACGAUCGACCCCCUCAAGCUCUUGAUACAGGACAGGGAGGGCGUCCCCCCAGACGAGCAGCGCUUGAUUUACGCAGGGAGGCAGAUGGAGCCGGGCCGGAAGCUCAACGAGUACAAUGUCCAGGACGAGGUGAUGAUAUUCGUGACAUUUCGACUCCAUGGAGGCAUGCAGAACGUCGACACCGAGAUGGCCGAGGACACGGAGGACACGAACACAGGCCUCACGCAGGAUACGGCCACCUCGGGCCUCACGCAGACGCUCAACGCCCUCGGCAUGGAGGACUCUGGCAACGCUGUCGCGGACCCCAGCUUGGCUAGGACGCUGGCCGAGCUGGACGCGAUCGAGGUCGACGAGGAGGCCGUAGCGAUCGCCGUUGCCGCCGCCGCUGCUGCGGGGCCCGCCACGCUGCCGCCAGGGCUUCCGGCUCCUGGUGUUGGUUCUGCGAGGCCAGGUUUGCCGGCGCCGUCACCGUGGGAGUCCCUCAUCGAGAACGAGAUCUUGCAGCAUUUCGAGCUCGCGCAGGCUGCACGGAGUGUGCACGGUCCGAUGGUCGCCCCGCGUUCCCUCGACUCCCGGGCAGAGUUCGCGAACACCCUCCGGUUGCUCGCCUACGCCCCCUCGGCCGCUGACGCCUGGAACGUCCUCGGUCUUUCUUCGCUGGAGGGCCCAGACCUGUCGCUGAACACCAUCGAGGCCCGCCUCCGCUUCGCGAAGCUCUUGGGCUCCAUGAUCGACGGCGCGACGUGGCCGCAGGCGGACAAGACCACCGCCCAGCAGGACAUCCAGUCCAUCGAGGCGGCCGCGGCGACCUGCUUCGCAUCGUUCGACACGUGGGUCCGCGAGCGCAAGCGGAUGCGGCCGUCCAAACUUCCGCUCUGGCGGGAGUUAGGCGGCCAAGCACUCAAGGCUGUUCUGGGCACCGCCCCGCGCAACACAGAGGUCGCAUGUACGCAGUGGUCCUCCUUAUUGGACAUAUCCGCGAUCGACGCGUCACUCCGGGGACGCGUGGCGCCGGUGGACGAAGCCCGCUUGCUCGCCGACCUGGCGGAGAAAGGGGACGCCAGCUUCUGGGACACCGUGCAGACCACCGGGAGGCCCAUCUCAUUCUGGGCGCCCGCGAACGCCGCUGCCCUCGGUCGCCUCCUGUCCGCGCUGUUGCGACGCAGCACGGACCGCGUACCAUGCGAGUACGUCCGCAUCAUCGCGCCGCUCGACCUCUUCCCGGGCUGCGCCACUGUCGAGAGCAUCUGCGACCUGUGGUGGCACGACCUCCUGGGCGAGAAAUGGACCGCCCUCCGCCGUCGCGUCGACUUCCACCCGCAGCCGAUGGAGUUCGUCUCCCCUGGUCCGGCGGGUCCGCGGCACGAACUUCGAGGGCUGGCGGUCUUCACGAUAUCCACCUCUCUUGUCCGCGAGCCCCCGAAGAUCCUGGACUUGGAGUCCCCGGUUGUCACGGCCGCGCCUUUGCCCACCUAUCUCGUGGACUUCCCGUCGACCCUGGGGGCGGAGUUCAUGACCGUCCUGUGCAACCACCUCGGCCACUCCCCCAAGAUCGGGAGGAUCUAUCGCAGCCCAGGCCACACGGCCGAGUCCCCCAGGGGGCGGGUCGAGGUACGCUUCACCUCCUCCACGUCGCGCCUCAAUCAGGAGGCGGUGAUGCGCCACGCCCGCCAGAUUCUUCCCACGGGCGUGUGUUUCGCUUCCCAGGACCUCUACACGGAGCCGGGCUCCCUCAUCGCGGAGUUGGGCCACGCGGACGUGAUCGCGUCGAUUUGGGCACUCUGCUCUGGAGCCCUCUUCUUGAGCAAGUCCACCCUCCUCCUCACGACGGAGGCCACCGCCAGCACGUGGCAGCAGGCCAUGGAUACCCUGAUGCGGAAUGACCCGGAUUCGGCAGUCUACAAGCUGAAAUGGCGUCCGUCGCGCCACGGCGGGCGGCCAUUUGCUUCGCCCUCGGCGCUUCCCGCGAGGAUUGCGGCUACGCGUCGGACAAAGCAGACCCGCGGGACCACCUCGACGGUCCAGGCCAUCACGGACGUCGAGAUCAAGGGCCACCUCCACGCCGACGAGCACGCGCUAAUCCGGGACCUCGUCACUCACCUGGUCGGCCAGACGGGAAUCUCGCUGACCGAGCUGCAGGAGGACCGCGGGCGCCGGGCAGGCAAGUGGCAAUGGCUGGCCGCCGAUGACCCCGCAGCACCACCCGGCCGCUUCCGCCUAUACCUGAAGGACUUGGAGGAGGUGGCCAAGGUCCGGGACACGCUGCACGACAAGGCGGUGAAGGUGGGCAUGGACACGUUCCGCGUGCAGGUGUUCAACGACCUGGAGGAUCGGGUGUCGGGCGCCGCCGCCGCCCGUUGA
Messenger RNA from Prorocentrum cordatum, 2496 nucleotides. The record is from the annotation of a GenBank genome assembly. NCBI's taxonomy places the organism in Eukaryota, Dinophyceae, Prorocentrales, Prorocentraceae.